Molecule: messenger RNA, 288 nt
Organism: Adineta ricciae
Lineage: Eukaryota; Metazoa; Rotifera; Eurotatoria; Adinetida; Adinetidae
Source: the annotation of a GenBank genome assembly
AUGAAUUCCGAUAUUUUCAAUCAUUUGAAAGAUUCAUUAACAAAAACGACUAAUCCUGAAAAUCAAAUGUAUUUAAUAACUCGAACAAUUGGUAAUGUUGGAACAAUUUCUCGAACACAAAUAGCUGAUUUAAUGAAAUAUCUUCCAUCAGAUUAUUAUAAACUUCAAUUAUCCAAAAUGGCUUAUGGUUAUGUUAAUGAUUUUCAUUCUUAUGAUCAUAUCGUUGGAGAUUCAUUUUCAUUUCAUCAUACAAAAGAUUAUUUAAACGAAUAUGUUCAUCGAUAUUGA